Messenger RNA from Emericellopsis atlantica, 3315 nucleotides. RefSeq names its product ras guanine nucleotide exchange factor domain-containing protein. Gene Ontology annotation, molecular function: guanyl-nucleotide exchange factor activity; protein binding. Lineage: Eukaryota; Fungi; Ascomycota; Sordariomycetes; Hypocreales; Bionectriaceae. Gene Ontology annotation, biological process: positive regulation of GTPase activity; Ras protein signal transduction. The record is from RefSeq and is a predicted model, not a curated record. Gene Ontology annotation, cellular component: plasma membrane. The coding region runs from base 1 to 3315 and encodes 1104 amino acids. The transcript has a single exon.
AUGACGCCCCCCCAAACACCAAGCUCCUCACAGGAGGAUCUUUCGGAAGACCAGGGGCCUCCCACGUUCCACAACUUCCUGCGCGCUCACUAUCCCUUCGACAACUCAGCAUUGGAUGAUUCGAACAUUACAAUGCCUUUGGACCGAGGCGAUAUAUUGAUGGUACACUCGAUACAUACGACUGGCUGGGCGGAUGGCACGCUGCUGGCGACCGGCUCUCGAGGAUGGGUACCAACCAACUACUGUGAAUCAUAUGAGCCGGAAGAAAUUCGGAGUCUUCUUCACGCUCUCCUGAACUUCUGGGACUUGCUGCGAAGUCCAUCAAUCAAUGACCGGGAGCUUUUUAGCUCCCAGGAGUACCUGCGAGGCAUGAUUGCUGGUAUCCGUCACCUCCUACAACGCACAAACUGUCUGCACAAGGAAUCAAGUACGGUGCAACGCAGUGACCUCUUGCGGAGAUGUCGCAAGGACAUCACCUCAGAGACAUCUUCCCUCGUCCGCGCUGCCAGGAAAAUGCAAGAAUUGCAGGAUGGGACACUGAACCCACCGCAAGACCCCAAUGAUAUUUGCGACGAAAUGGUUCUCAAGGCCUGCCAGAUCGUACUCAAAGGUGUCCAGCUCAUCGACACGUUGGAGGAGGAAAGGAGGAAUCGCGCGCCCGCCUCCGUACGGGUCAUGGACACUGUAACGGAGGAAUCAGUCGCCUCUUCCUUCGACCUAUCGCAGGCCUUCCCUCUGCCACUGAACAGACGUCUCUCGUCGUUCUCUCGCCCACCAACCCGCAACGAAUCCUCCCCUCAAGGACACCGCGUAUCGUCCAGCUUGUCGCACCGUGUCUCGUUGGCGGGGCCCUCCUCCUACACUAGGCCUCAGUUCCUCGUGUCCGAACGUCUGAGCCGCAGCCACGACGCCUUUCUAUCUCACAUUGGCUCGUUCAUCGGGCGCUUAUCUCUUCAAUCUCAGUCCUGUCCCGAGCUGGCUUCGGCCAUCAAGCAAUGCGCGAGCAGUGGCAGUGAGCUUUUGGCAGUUGUCGAUGCUGUCGGCACCCACAGCCACUCGAAUUGCGCUGCUCUGGCGCUGGCUCGCUCUAUCCUCUGCGAGAGAAUCCAUGAAUUAGUGUAUGCGGCACGGGACAGUCUGGUGCAAGCUGCUUCCGAGGAGGACCUUAUCAUGCCGAACGGAAACAAAGAGCUGCUCAUGUCCGCCACAGGCUGUGUUCGCUCUGCCGGUGAUUGCAUUGCCAAGGUGCGGAAUGCUAUCGAGCGCCUGGGCGACUUUGAGCUCGUGGAGCUGGAUAGCAGCGGACUCGACAUGGAUCUUAGCAUCCUCGACGCAGCCGCCCGCAUGCGCGAGCGGAAACAGUCCCACGCUGGUCUAUCGGAGACUGCCAGCGCGGCAGAGUCAAGUGGUACGGCAGGCUCGCGAACACCUGGUCCUCGCCAUGCACACACACCUUCACUGGACAAGCCGCUGCCCGAAAUUCCGGCUAUGGAACUUUCCCAGGAAGCGAACCCCUCACCGCCUCCCUCGCGCCCCGAAUCCCAGCAUAGCCAAGGGACGAGCAGACUCAAUUUGCUGCCCAAGCUCUCCACUACUUUGCCAUCGGCGGCCACGGAGAACCCUCAUGAUCAUGAGUAUCAUCAUUCGUCCCGCGUUGACAGUAUGAUCGCCUCCAGCGCCGGAAGCAGCGCCACCUACCUCAGCCGCGAUUCUGAGACCAGUAUCGUCUCGCAGGCGUCGACCCGUGCCACAACCCCUGACCACACUCUUGUACCCCGGCCGAAACCUUCCGUGUCGGAGCUGAGUGCUACCGCUAGCUCAACUCUCACUGAGGAGGUAGAAGAAGUAGAGUCACGGCUCAUGGAGAAGACAUAUGUGCACGAGCUCAUGUUCAACAAGGAAGGCCAUGUGACGGGCGGCUCGUUGCCGGCUCUGGUCGAGCGUCUCACAACGCAUGAAGCGGCGCCCGACACAGUUUUCCUGUCCACAUUCUACUUGACGUUCCGUCUGUUCUGUACGCCCACGAAGCUAGCCGAGGCCCUGAUUGACCGCUUCGACUAUGUCGGCGACAGCCCCCGCAUGUCCGGGCCCGUUCGUCUCCGCGUGUACAACUUUUUCAAGGGAUGGCUCGAGACUCACUGGCGUGAUGAGACAGACCGCGAGGCACUUGUCCUCAUUCUGCCCUUCGCAGAGGGUCGCUUGAGCCACGUCCUCCCGGCUGCUACGGGUCGCCGUUUGGUCGAGCUGGCUAAACGGGUCUCGAGCGGCACCUGCUUAGUGCCCCGGCUCGUGUCGUCCAUGGGCAAGACCAAUACUGCUAUUGCACAGCACAUUGCCAGUGACACACCACUGCCGCCCCCAAUCAUGUCGAGGAGUCAGCAAAAUGCCCUCAACGCCUUUAAGGCUGGAGGCAACACGCCUAGCAUCUUGGAUUUUGAUCCUCUUGAGCUGGCGCGUCAACUUACGGUCAAGCAAAUGAGCAUCUUCAGCUCGAUCAUGCCCGAGGAGUUGUUGGCCCAGAAGUGGAUGAAGAACGGAGGCGUCGAGACACCCCAUGUCAAGGCCAUGUCUUCCUUGACUACAGGCAUUUCCAACUGGGUCGCGUGCACCAUCCUGCACAACGAGGAGAUCAAGAAGCGCGCCGCGGUCAUCAAGCAGUGGAUCAAGACCGCCAACCAUUGCUACGAGCUGCACAACUACGACUGCCUCCUGGCCAUCAUGUGCACUAUUCAGAGCACUACAAUCAGCCGCCUGCGAAAGACGUGGGAUCUCAUCUCGACAAAGCGAAAGGACACCCUGACGCCUUUGCAGGAGGUGUCUGACACAUCAUUCAACUACAAAGCGCUCCGUGCUCGCCUGCAUGACCAUGUUUCACCGUGCCUCCCUUUCCUCGGCAUGUACCUGACGGACCUGAGCUUUGUUGAGGUGGGCAAUCCAGCGACAAGACAGAUGGCCCACGGAAGCGAGACCGGGGAUCAACGAGCCAGUGGGCUGACCGUCGUCAACUUUGACAAGCACUCCCUGACCGCCAAGAUCAUUGGCGAGCUGCAGCGCUUCCAGAUACCUUACCGACUGGCAGAGCACGCAGACAUGCAGGAGUGGUUGACGGUGCAGAUCGACGGCGUGCGUGAAAGCGACAAGGUGAACGUGCAGCGCGAGAACUACCGCAAGAGUCUUGCUCUCGAGCCUCGCGAGACUGUACCUCGCACACCCCUUGAGCAGACGCCGAUGCCGACACCCACGACAUCCCGCGGUGACUUUUUUGGCUGGAUGACGCGUGAGCGCAGCCAGACCAACACGCCAGCGCCUCUAUAA